UCCCAGGGUGUCAGUUUCACUCUAAUAAACUGCACCGGCUUCACUCCGAUAGCCAACACAAGGAUUUGACAUCAACUGAGAGAGAGAGACGGAGAGAGAGAGAGGGGGAAAAAAUGUUACUAGAUCUGGAAUCCACGCUUCCUAAGUUCACCAACAUGGUGGUGCUUUCCAAAGAAUAUGGGUAUGUGGUGCUGACUGGCGCAGCAAGUUUCAUGAUGGUCUCCCACCUUGCCUACAGAGUUAGCAAAGCACGGAAGGAGUACAAAGUAGAAUAUCCAAUGAUGUACAGCGAUGAUCCUCAGACAGGACACAUAUUCAACUGCAUCCAACGUGCUCACCAAAAUACGCUGGAAUGCUAUUCACCGUUCCUCUUUUUCCUGGCAAUUGGUGGCAUCCAGUACCCGCGCUUGGCAAGUGCACUUGGAGGAACGUGGAUAGUUGGAAGAAUUGUCUAUGCAUAUGGCUAUUACACUGGAGAGCCCAAAAAGCGAAUCCGUGGAGCAUUUGGAUCGCUGGCUCUUCUAGGACUCAUGGGAACUGCUGUGUCAUUUGCUUUUCGCCACCUAGGAUGGCAACGUUGUCACAGAUUGGCAUAAAUACAGGCCUUAAGGGACAAAAUGUGGCACUGGACUUUGUUCAGACUCCCUGGACUUCCAACGAAGAAUGCAUGCCAAACCUCAGCAGCCAAACAUUAAGCAACUACGUCAAUUGUGGCAAACAUUUGCUCCGGAAACGUUUUGUAAAAUGAGAAUAAAGUUGCCUUACACGGUUGAUUGUUUUUAAGUUUUAAA
Callorhinchus milii (elephant shark) is the source of this 791-nucleotide messenger RNA. It is a transcript of the gene mgst3a, whose product is annotated as microsomal glutathione S-transferase 3a. The coding region runs from base 114 to 596 and encodes 160 amino acids. NCBI's taxonomy places the organism in Eukaryota, Metazoa, Chordata, Chondrichthyes, Chimaeriformes, Callorhinchidae. The record is from RefSeq and is a predicted model, not a curated record. Gene Ontology annotation, molecular function: glutathione peroxidase activity; glutathione transferase activity. The transcript is spliced from 6 exons. Gene Ontology annotation, cellular component: nuclear envelope; endoplasmic reticulum; membrane.